CUGAGCUCUUAGACACCAGGAUCACCAGGCAUGCUGUCCUUCCUUCUCACCACCGCGGCCGCGGUCACCGCCUUUAACGCGCCCGUCGCGGCGCCGAGCAGCAGCUUCGCGCAGCCGCGUGUCGCAGCCUCGCCUGUGAUGGGUGCCACCAUCCGCGAGCUGCGCGACCGCGUGGGCUCGGUCAAAAACACGAAGAAAAUCACGUCUGCUAUGCGCCUCGUCGCCGCCGCCAAGGUGCGCCGCGCGCAGGAGGCUUGCCUGCGCUCGCGCCCCUUCUCGGAGACGCUGGAGCGCAUCCUCGGCGGCCUCCUCCAGCGCCUCUCAACCGAGGCGCUGGACAUCCCGCUGCUGCAGCAGCGCGAGGCGAAAAAGGUGGGCCUGUUGGUCAUCACCGGGGACCGCGGCCUGUGCGGCUCCUACAAUUCUGCCGCCAUCAAGAAGACCGAGGGCCGCAUCGCUGAGCUGAAGGCGCAGGGCGUUGAGGCCGAGCUCAUCACUGUGGGCAACAAGGGCUCGACCUACUUCAAGCGCCGCUCGGACCCGUCCUCGCCCCAGUACGCCGCGCCGCUGCGCAAGGCAGUGCCGUGCGGCCAGGCCCCGACCGCCGAGAUGGCGACGGAGCUCGCCUCCGAGCUGCUCUCCUCGUACUAUGCCGGCGAGCUCGACCGCGUCGAGCUCAUCUACACCUCCUUCGUCUCUAUGAUCUCCUCCAUCCCGUCGGUCCGCACGAUGAUCCCGCUCACGCCGCAGGGCAUCGAGACCGAGGGCGACGAGAUCUUCAAGAUGACCACCAAGGAUGGCGAUUUCGCCAUCGAGAAGGAGAAGGUGGACAAGGCGGAGCCGCAGCAGUUUGCCGCCGACAUGAUCUUCGAGCAGGAGCCGUCGCAGCUGCUCAACGCCAUCCUGCCGCUCUACCUCAACGGCCAGAUCCUGCGCACGCUGCAGGAGUCGGUCGCGUCGGAGCUCGCGUCGCGCAUGACCGCGAUGCAGUCGGCUACGGACAACGCCAAGGAGCUGCAAAAGACGCUCGAGCUCCAGAUGAACCGCGCGCGCCAGGCCAAGAUCACCCAGGAGCUGAUGGAGAUCAUCGCGGGCGCGGACUCGGUUUAGAGGGCUGUGGGAGCAAAAGGGGGGAUGGGGGGCGUGGCGAGGUCGCUUGCCAGUCGUAGCUCUGGGAGCGACUGACGAUUCUCACAUUGAACUCGAGCGAACUGUCGAUGCUGCGAGCCGCCCGCCGCGCGCGUGAUCUGGGGGGCGGGGGGGGGUGUGCACGGGAUGGGGGUUGGGGAGAGAGUCGUCGCGGCGGAGGGGCGGCAGGACACUUUCGCGCGAAAAAUACGUUCGUCCCGUUGAA
Messenger RNA from Emiliania huxleyi CCMP1516, 1354 nucleotides. It is a transcript of the gene ATPase, whose product is annotated as ATP synthase gamma subunit. Gene Ontology annotation, cellular component: chloroplast thylakoid membrane. Bases 31 to 1110 code for a protein of 359 amino acids. Lineage: Eukaryota; Haptophyta; Isochrysidales; Noelaerhabdaceae. The transcript has 2 exons. The record is from RefSeq and is a predicted model, not a curated record. Gene Ontology annotation, biological process: proton motive force-driven ATP synthesis. Gene Ontology annotation, molecular function: proton-transporting ATP synthase activity, rotational mechanism.